This is a messenger RNA of Pleurotus ostreatus (oyster mushroom), 2541 nucleotides long. RefSeq names its product Pre-mRNA-splicing factor cef1 (gene CEF1). The transcript is spliced from 9 exons. Bases 1 to 2541 code for a protein of 846 amino acids. Gene Ontology annotation, biological process: mRNA splicing, via spliceosome. Gene Ontology annotation, cellular component: spliceosomal complex; Prp19 complex. Lineage: Eukaryota; Fungi; Basidiomycota; Agaricomycetes; Agaricales; Pleurotaceae. The record is from RefSeq and is a predicted model, not a curated record.
AUGGUUCGUAUAAUUAUCAAAGGAGGGGUCUGGAAGAACACGGAGGAUGAGGUUCUCAAGGCUGCGAUAGCCAAGUACGGCAAAAAUCAAUGGGCCCGUAUAUCCUCCCUCUUGGUUCGCAAGACACCGAAACAAUGCAAGGCGCGUUGGUAUGAAUGGCUUGACCCGUCUAUCAAGAAGACGGAGUGGUCGAAGACGGAAGAUGAAAAACUUCUGCACCUUGCAAAAUUGAUGCCAACGCAAUGGCGGACAAUAGCGCCCAUUGUCGGACGGACGGCCACACAGUGUUUGGAGCGGUAUCAGAAGCUGCUGGAUGAGGCGGAGGCGAAGGAGAACGAGGAGUUGGGACUGGCUGGUCCAGAGGGGGAUGCGGGACCUAGUGCGGAUGAUGUGCGUCGGCUGAGGCCUGGUGAAAUCGACCCAGACCCGGAGACAAAACCUGCACGUCCAGAUCCCAUUGACAUGGACGAAGACGAGAAGGAAAUGUUGUCCGAGGCUCGUGCACGUCUUGCGAAUACCCAAGGUAAGAAGGCUAAGCGGAAGGCCCGAGAGCGUCAGUUGGAGGAGGCAAGGAGGUUGGCGGCCUUGCAGAAGCGUCGUGAAUUGAAGGCAGCUGGUGUCUUAUCUGGGAACAUGCGCAACAACUCGAAAAAGAAGGGCAUGGACUACAACGCAGAUAUACCCUUCGAGAAGAAAGCCGCUCCUGGGUUCUACGACACCUCCGAAGAGCAAGCGCGUAUCACGUCUGCACCCGUCGGCCAGUCCCUCCGUCGCCUCGAAAACAAGCGCAAAACCGACGACGAAGAAGCCGAGCGGCGAAAGCGACAAAAGAAAGCAGCCGAAGGGAAAAACGGAGAUAACUCCCACCAAACAAAAUUCUUGGCUGCACGGGAUGCGCAGAUCCAGAAGCUGAAGGAGGCGGAGUCGAUUGGGAGGCGGAGGAAGCUGGUGUUGCCGGCGGCGCAGGUGGGAGAGUCGGAGUUGGAGGAUAUUGUGAAGAUUGGGCAGGCUGGGGAGAGUGCGAAGGCUUUGGUGAAUGGGGGGAGUGAAGCAAGUGGAAGGUUGUUGACGGAAUAUGAGGGCUUGGAGAAUGCGAGGAUGGCAAGGACACCUAGGACUGCACCGCAGCAGGACAAUGUCUUGACGGAAGCCAGAAAUCUACGAAACAUGACUAUACAGCAGACCCCUCUGCUCGGCGAGGAGAAUACUCCUCUGCAUAUCGGUCCUGGAGGUGGCACAGGAUUCGAAAGCGCUACCCCCCGUCAUCAAGUUGCAUUCACCCCGAACCCUCUGGCUACCCCCCGCGAUACCGAGCAAUCGGGCGACGUUGCCGCUACCCCCCGUACAGUGCGCGCGGGGAUCUCCGCUACACCUUUGCGCACGCCUAUGCGUGACAAUCUCUCCAUCAAUCCGGCGGACCAAACGUCCUUCGUUGGAGAUACACCGAGGGAACAAAAACUGCGGGAAUCCUCCGCCAAGCGCGCGCUGAAAGCGGGAUUCCUGAACCUGCCGAAACCGGAGAAUAACUUUGAGCUUUUGGUCCCUGACGAUGAAGACGGCGAUGGCGAUGUUGAUGGGCAGACCCCGAUGUCGGAGGAGGACGCUGCUGAACGGGAUGCACGACUGCAGAGGAUAAGGGAGGAGAACGAACGCAAGGCUCUGGCGAGACGUUCUCAGGCCGUACAACGGAAUUUACCUCGCCCAGCCAAUGUUGACAUGGCGCAACUCAUGAAUGAUCUCAGUAUAGGAGAAGACGACGAUCUACCCGCAGAGACAAUGCAACUUAUCAACGAGGAACUUGUUAAUAUUCUACAACACGAUUCAAUUGCCCACCCCCUGCCCGGUUCAUCAAAACCCGGUUCCACCAAGUCCGCGUACCAUAUGCCUGCCGAUGAUGACAUCGACGCGGCCAGGGUCACGAUCCAUCUUGAGCUGGCGACGAUGGUUGGCUUCCCGAACGCUAAUCCUGAUCAGCUCAAGGAGGGGCUCGCGGCAUUGGCCAAGACGGAGGGCGUGGACGAAUCCGCGUCGUGGGCACGCGUGAGGCAACAGCUCGUCUUCGAUGCGGCCCAGAACAAGUGGACGGAACCCGCGAGUCUCACGCCUGAGCAGAGGAUCGACGGGUAUACGGUUCUGCUGAACCAGUGCCGCGAGAAGAUGGCGAAGGAGGCUGCGAAAUCCGCGAAACUGGAGAAGAAGCUGGGUGUGACUCUCGGCGGGUACCAGGCCCGCGCGAAGACGCUGGCGAAGCGCAUGACGGAGGCGUUUGAGGAGUUCCAGAAGGUGAAGGUGGACUAUGAGAGCUUUUCGCGGUUGAAGGUGAAUGAGGGCGCGGUGGGCCCGCGGCGGGUGGAGGCGCUGAAGGAGGAGGUGGAGAGGCUGGAGAGGAGGGAGCGGUCGCUGCAAGCGCAAUACGCGCAACUGGAAUCGGAGCGGCAGGAAGCUGAGGCACGCGUCUCGGCACUGGAGGACAAGGUCAUGGCCGACGCUGAGGCACUGAAUGAAGCCGUGCUUGCCGAGAUGGAUGCUGUCGAUGGAUAG